Molecule: messenger RNA, 2163 nt
Organism: Colius striatus (speckled mousebird)
Lineage: Eukaryota; Metazoa; Chordata; Aves; Coliiformes; Coliidae
Gene: CANT1
Product: calcium activated nucleotidase 1
Exons: 4
Coding region: 660-1883 (407 amino acids)
Biological process (GO): proteoglycan biosynthetic process
Molecular function (GO): calcium ion binding; GDP phosphatase activity; UDP phosphatase activity
Source: RefSeq, a predicted model, not a curated record
AGGGGCAGAGCGAGCGGUGCUGGGGCAGCUCCCUGGCCCCUAGCUGGGGCUCCCUGGUCUGGGUCAGCUUGGCCCCUGCGCCCUACACAGCCUGUCGGGCCUUGUCUGCAGGAGCCCAGCCGGCUGCCACGUCCUGUGUGCCAGGCAGAGGGAGGUGGCAGGGACAGGCACUGCUGGUGUCAGGGCCCCGCGGUGGGCACAGCUUGGGGUGGGCUGAAGGGCCCCCAGGUGAGUCCUGCCUGCAGGAAACGCUGUGGCUGGACAGAGCUGUCAGGGGGGAGCUGCUGUGAGUUUAAGGCCGGGCAGGUCGAGAUGUUUGUCCCUUAGACCUUGGCACUGCGCUUCCUGCUCAGGUGUGUGCAUCCUGCUUGGGUGGAGCUGCCACGUGUCUGGGUAUCGUGGCGGGGCUGGGGACACACUCAGCAGCAGCGCCAGUUCCCGCGGCCGCCAGAGCUGGGCCAGGCUGGCUGCUCCACAGGCAGCAAGCGACAGGCAAGGAGCUGCUUCCCCUGGGACUGGACCUGGGCACCACUCAGCAGGACACCCCGGGGGCUCGCCCCUGGCUCCCUGCCUGGGCUGCUGUGGAGCCUGAGGCAGGUUGAGGUGCUGAGCAGGUCCUGUGUGCCUGCCAACACACCAAGGCUUGCUCUGGUCUGGCAAUGCAGGGGGAGGUUCUCCUCGCCCCCAGGCUGAUGCCCGUGCCGCCCUGCCAUGAGUCUAUGAGCCCGCUCCGGAUCAGCGUGGGGGGCCUGCCCGUCCUCGCGUCCAUGACCAAGGCUGCGGACCCCCGCUUCCGUCUGCGCUGGAGGGCCAUUGCGCUGUCGGCCUGCGUGGGGCUGCUGCUGCUGCUCUUCUUCCUUCAGCGCUCCUCCCCAGCACGGCACAGCCCGCCCAGUCCCCGCACCUGGCAGCUGGGCCUGCGGGCAGGGCAGCGCUACAAUGACACCUACCCGCUGUCCCCCCCGCAGAAGAACCCCGAGGGCGUGCGCUACCGCAUCGGCCUCAUCGCAGACCUGGACACGCGCUCCCGCGGCCCCCAGGAGAACACCUGGUUCAGUUACCUGAAGAAGGGCUACCUGGUGCUGUCAGACAGCGGGGACAGCGUGGCGGUGGAGUGGGACAAAGAGGAGAGCGUGCUGCAGUCCCACCUGGCUGAGAAGGGCAGGGGCAUGGAGCUCUCCGAGCUGGUCGUCUUCAACGGGAAGCUGUACACAGUGGACGACCGGACAGGAGUGGUUUACCAGAUCGAGGGGAACAAGGUGGUGCCCUGGGUGAUCCUCCCGGACGGGGACGGCACAGUGGGGAAAGGCUUCAAGGCAGAGUGGCUGGCAGUGAAGGACGAGCAUCUCUACGUGGGGGGACUGGGCAAGGAGUGGACCACGACGACAGGGGAGGUGGUGAACGAGAACCCUGAGUGGGUGAAGGUCGUCGGCUACAAGGGUGACGUGGGCCACGAGAACUGGGUAGCCAACUACAAUGCGCUGCGGGCUGCGGCAGGGAUCCGGCCCCCAGGUUACCUGAUCCACGAGUCGGCGUCCUGGAGCGACACCCUGCAGCGCUGGUUCUUCCUGCCGCGCCGCGCCAGCCACCAGCGCUACGACGAGGCGGCGGACGAGCGCCGGGGCACCAACCUGCUGCUCAGCUCCACGCAGGACUUCGGGGACGUGACGGUGGGGCGCGUGGGAGACGUCGUCCCCACCCACGGCUUCUCCUCUUUCAAGUUCAUCCCGGACACGGACGACCAGAUCAUCGUGGCGCUGAAAUCGGAGGAGGACAACGGCAAGAUCGCCAGCUACAUCAUGGCCUUCACGCUGGACGGGCGCUUCCUCCUGCCCGAGACCAGGAUCGGCAGCGUGAAAUACGAGGGCAUUGAGUUUAUUUAACCUUAGACUUUGGCACUGGACCAGAGGGGCUCGGGGGGGGCUGGGGCAGGCCCUGCCCACGCUCGGGGCCGGGCGCCGCGGGCUCGCUCCCAGCUCUGUCCUUGGCAUCCCCUGUAAAGCGUUGGCUCGCUGCAGCAGCCUGGUGCGAGUGUUUCAGCAGUGGCACCUGCUGGCAAGGGGCUGCCACCACAGCGGGCACCGGCACAGCCGGGUGGCCCAGGCCCCCAGCGCCGCGUCCCUGGGCAGCCCCUGCGCUGCAGUUGUUAGUGCCCAGCCCCUA